CACUUCAACAUGAAAUCAGAAUUUUGCAUUUUGCUCUUCGCCCUCGUGGGAAACAUUCAGGCAAGCAUCACUUACGAGUAUGAAUUGAUCGCGGAGUUCGAACUCUUUAAAGUGGUACAUGAGAAAAGCUACGAUGGUGAUUCCGAGGAGCAACUGCGACUGCAGAUCUUUAAGGACAACAAGGAGCUGAUUGAUAGGCACAAUGAGCGCUACUCUGCUGGAGAAGAGUCCUACUACAUGGGUGUGAACCAAUUUACUGAUAUGACAUCCUGGGAGUUUCAGCAACUUGUGCUCACCCCACUCAAUAUAAGUACCCAUGUCGAGUAUAUGUAUAUGCCAUCCCAUGUUGAGCUCCCAGGCAGCGUAGAUUGGCGUGCCAAAGGAGCCGUGACCGGUGUGAAAAACCAAGGACGAUGUGGUUCCUGUUGGUCCUUUGCCGCUGCUGGUGCUCUGGAGAGUCAAUGGUACCUAAAAACAAAGCAUUUAAUUCCUCUUUCAGAGCAGAAUCUUAUGGAUUGCUCUAGACGCUAUAAUAACCAUGGCUGCAAUGGUGGCUGGCCAGCGUCUGCUCUUCUCUACGUUAAGGAUAACGGUGGCAUCGAUGUGGAGUCAGCAUAUCCAUAUGAGGGGCAUGAUGGGCAAUGUCGCUUCCAACGCAAUAAAAUUGGUGCCAAGGUCUCUGCUGUGAUGCAAGUGCGACCCGAUGAGGAAGCUCUGGCUCAUGCAGUUGCCGAGAAGGGGCCAAUUGCUGUUGCUGUCGAUGCCCGAGGCUUCCAGCAUUAUCGGGGUGGAAUUUUCAACGAUCGCAAUUGUAAUAAGCAAGUAAAUCAUGCUGUCAUUGUGGUUGGCUAUGGUAGUGAUUAUUGGCUUAUCAAGAAUUCCUGGGGGGGAUGGGGAGAACAUGGGUACAUGCGUCUUGCCCGUAACCACAAUAAUAUGUGUCACGUGGCCACCUACGGCGUGUUCCCCAUUGUUUAAACUCAUUCAUUAUUAAUCAACAUAUUCAAAGUGCCAAACAUAGCAGUCAUCAAAAGCCGAAUGUUUGAAGAAUGUAAUCGCUUAAUUAAGUAGCUUUUUAUGAAUCAAUUUUAUUUAAAAACUUAUAAUAAAACAUAUAAAAACAUUGUAUAGAAAACUUAACUACUAUAUACAAUCAGGCUUAUGUUAUUCGAGUGCUCAAGAUAUUAAUAGCA
Molecule: messenger RNA, 1193 nt
Organism: Drosophila nasuta
Lineage: Eukaryota; Metazoa; Arthropoda; Insecta; Diptera; Drosophilidae
Product: procathepsin L-like
Exons: 1
Coding region: 10-978 (322 amino acids)
Biological process (GO): proteolysis
Molecular function (GO): cysteine-type peptidase activity
Source: RefSeq, a predicted model, not a curated record